GGACAGGGGAGGAGGGUGAGGGCUCCUCUUAGGAAGUUAUUUAAGAGCCAACUUUCUUGUCUUUCCUGAGUCCUUUUGAGGAAGUCCCCGGGGCGUACAGAGCAAGCCCACGCUAGGGCACCUCUGGAGGGGAUCGCCCGCAGGACCUUGUAAAGCCAAGAAUGUCAGAAACCUCCAGGAUCUCCUCCUUUGGGGGCAGGAGAGCAGUUCCACCCAACAACUCCAAUGCGGAGGAGGAUGAUCUGCCCACAGAGGAGAUUCACAGCCUGGUGCCCCGGGGCGUCAACAUGGAAGACUUUCUUAAUGUCACGAACGUUCACCUGUUCAAGGAGAGAUGGGAUACCAACAAGGUGGACCACCACACUGACAAGUAUGACAACAACAAGCUGAUUGUCCGCAGAGGGCAGCCUUUCUACAUGCAGAUCGACUUCAAUCGUCCAUACGGCCCCAGCCGGGAUCUCUUCAGGGUGGAAUAUGUCAUUGGUCGCUACCCGCAGGAGAACAAGGGAACCUACAUCCCAGUGCCUAUAGUCCCAGAGUUACAAAGUGGAAAGUGGGGGGCCAAGGUUGUCAUGAGAGAGGACAAUUCUGUGCGGCUGUCUGUCCAGUCUUCCCCCGAAUGUAUCGUGGGGAAAUUCCGCAUGUAUGUUGCUGUCUGGACCCCCUAUGGCAUACUUCGAACCCGUCGAAACCCAGAAACAGACACGUACAUUCUCUUCAAUCCUUGGUGUGAAGAUGAUGCUGUGUAUCUGGAUGAUGAGAAAGAAAGAGAAGAAUAUGUCCUGAACGACAUCGGGGUAAUUUUUUAUGGAGAGGUCAAUGACAUCAAGACUAGGAGCUGGAGCUAUGGUCAGUUUGAAGAUGGCAUCCUGGACAUUUGCCUGUACGUGAUGGACAGAGCACAAAUGGACCUCUCUGGAAGGGGAAAUCCCAUCAAAGUCAGCCGUGUGGGGUCUGCAAUGGUGAAUGCCAAAGAUGACGAAGGUGUCGUCGUUGGAUCCUGGGACAAUGUCUAUGCCUAUGGUGUCCCCCCAUCAGCCUGGACUGGAAGUGUUGACAUUCUAUUGGAAUACCGGAGCUCUGAGAAUCCAGUCCGAUAUGGCCAAUGCUGGGUUUUUGCUGGUGUCUUUAACACAUUUUUACGAUGUCUUGGAAUACCAGCAAGAGUUGUUACCAAUUAUUUCUCGGCCCACGAUAAUGACGCCAAUUUGCAAAUGGACAUCUUCCUGGAAGAAGAUGGGAACGUGAAUUCCAAACUCACCAAGGAUUCUGUGUGGAACUACCAUUGCUGGAAUGAAGCAUGGAUGACAAGGCCUGACCUUCCUGUUGGAUUUGGAGGCUGGCAAGCUGUGGACAGCACCCCCCAGGAAAAUAGCGAUGGCAUGUUUCGGUGUGGCCCCGCCUCGGUUCAAGCUAUCAAGCAUGGCCAUGUCUGCUUCCAAUUUGAUGCACCCUUUGUUUUUGCAGAGGUCAACAGCGACCUCAUUUACAUUACAGCUAAGAAAGAUGGCACUCAUGUGGUGGAAGCUGUGGAUACCACCCACAUUGGGAAAUUAAUUGUGACAAAACAAAUUGGAGGAGAUGGCAUGAAGGAUAUUACUGAUAGUUACAAAUUCCAAGAAGGUCAAAAAGAAGAGAGACUGGCCCUAGAAACUGCCCUGAUGUACGGAGUUAAAAAGCCCUUCAACACAGAAGGUCUCAUCAAAUCGAGGUCCAAUGUUGACAUGGACUUUGAAGUGGAAAAUGCCGUGCUGGGACAAGACUUGAAACUUACCAUCACCUUUCAGAACAAAAGCCACAGGCGUUACACCACCACAGCUUAUCUCUCAGCCAACAUUAUCUUCUACACCGGGGUCUCAAAGGCAGAAUUCAAGAAGGAGACGUUCAGUUUGAUGCUGGAGCCCUUGUCCGUCAAGAAAGAGGAGGUGCAGAUCCGAGCCGGCGAGUACCUGGGUCAGCUGCUGGAACAGGCGUCCCUGCACUUCUUCGUCACAGCUCGCGUCAAUGAGACCAAAGAUGUUCUUGUCAAGCAGAAGUCCAUCGUGCUAAUAAUCCCUGAGGUCAUCAUCAAGGUCCGUGGCGCUCAGGUAGUUGGUUCUGACAUGAUUGUGACAGUUGAGUUUACCAAUCCUUUAAAAACAACCCUGCAAAACGUCUGGAUAUACCUGGAUGGUCCUGGGAUAACAAGACCGAUGAGGAAGAUGUUCCGUGAAAUUCUGCCCAACUCCACUGUGCAAUGGGAAGAAGUGUGCCGGCCCUGGGUCUCUGGGCCUCGGAAGCUGAUAGCCAGCAUGAGCAGUGACUCCCUGAGACACGUGUAUGGUGAGCUGGACGUGCAGAUUCAAAGACAACCUUCCAUGUGAAUGCACAGGACGCUGAGAUGAACCCAGGAAUUUGGUCUCUUGUAGUCUUGGCCAAGGAAAUUCGAAUGCAAAAGUAGUCAGCUCUUGCUUUGACUUAGGUGUGAAGACCCAGACAGGAAUGGAAGAGCCCCAGAGUGGGGAUCUCGUGUAUUUCAAAGACAUACUUUUCAAAACCCAGGCUAUUUGGCAUGGCAGUUAGUUUUUAAUCACUCCACCUUCCAAAGAAUGCUGAGCAUUAGCUUUAAUUAAGCUCUAAUUAAGCUCUCAUAGCUCAUAAGAGUAACAGUCAUCAUUUAUCAUCACAAAUGGCUACAGAUCCAAAUAUCAGUGGGCUCUCCUACCAGGGAGAUUUGCUCAAUAGCUGGCCUUAUUUAAACAAGACUUCAGAUUCCCCACUCAGCCUUUUAGGAAUAAUAGCACAUGAUUUGGGCCCUGGAAUUCUAUUCCUCUUUCUUGGAGUCAGGUUCUACCCUCCGUGUCAGAGUAUUUUUCCCAGGACUGGAGCACAACAUAAUUUUAAUUUUUGGCAAAGCCAGGAAAAGCUCUUUCAUCUUGCACCUGCAGCCAAGCAAAUGCCUGCCAAAUUUCACAGAUUUACCUUGUGAGAAAAUGUGGCCCCAUAUUAACAAAUUGCAUUUGUGAGAAACUUAAUCACCUACAAAGAGAUAAGAAAGCAGGUGAAAUGCUCGGGUCUAUUGAAUAAUGUAGUUUUAUGGUGCAUUUUAUAGAAGGUGUCACGCUGUGGCCUGACAGCACGAACCAAAAUCCCUUACUUUAACCCUUCCUGGGGUGCAAUUCUAGGAAGUAAAGUGAGGAAUUUAUCUCUUUAGUUAGUGAUUAUAUUUCACUUAUCUCUCAGGAAUCGUCCUUGCAGAAUGACACAGCUUCAGGUUCCUUUUCAGAGAUAUAAUAAGCCCAACAAGUUGGAGAAGCUGGCGGAUCUAGUGGCCAGAUGUAUAGAAGGACAGCAGCCACUGAUUAUCUCUUGUCCUUCACGUCACCCAUGUUGAGACCUCAGCUUGGCACUCAGGUGCUGAAGGGUAACAUGGACUCAGCCUUACAAACAGCCAGUGCUAGUUCUGACCCAACCACAGAGGAUGCUGACAUCAUUUGUAUUAUGCUCCAAGGCUACUACAGACAAGGCUACAUGCUCUUUAUUUGCAAGGCUGAUUUAUGGUCAGAAUUUCCCACUGACAUGUCUAGAGUGUGAGUUAGGUCAGCAGACUGUGAUUCUUAGCCAAAAAAAAUGAACAGUGGUAAGACACUGGGAGCAAAAUCAGAAUAGAAUGCUCUGGUCUAUAUAACUACAUUUCCAGGAGCAAAAUCAGAAUAGAAUGCUCUGGUCUAUAUAACUACAUUUCCAAGCCUUUGAGACUGUUUCUGAGCCUGCAGCACUAACCUAUGACGGUGAGCUGGUCUCCUCUAUAGAUACAUAGUACUUAACUUUACUAAGUAAUCUCACAGCAUUUGCCAAGUCUCCCAAUACCCAAUUUCAAAGUGAAAUGCAUUUUGCUAGAUAAACUGGCUUAACUUAGUAUACUAUUACUAAUUAGAAUGUCAUAGAAGCUUAAAAUAAAGUUAAUCUGAUUAUAUUUGCAUCUGCACAGAAGUGAACCCUCUUAAUUUUCAAUAUGAUAUACUAUUAACCACAACUUCUUGAGAAACCAUCCUUCCUCCACAGUAGACAACCCACCCUGGAUAGGAAGACAAGCAUUUGUCCUCUGAAGAAAAGGACUCUAACAGGUGUUAAUGCCACAGUUAGUUUUCUUCACCUCGCUCUUUCUAGAUUUUAUUAGCUACAUUCACUGAAGGAUCAAGUUGCAUAUUUAGUUCAAAAACAAGCUUCCAGAAACUGUAAAACCUCUGUAGAUAUUUUCUCCUGAACCAUCUCAUGAACCAUUGUGGUGAAUCAGUGGAUAGCCAGCAUGGAUGCCUAGCCUAAUGAACAACUGUUAUGGUCUUACAAUAGGGAUGAAAAAUAUAUGACAAUCAUGUGUAAGAGAUCCUAUAUUCGUGGCAGACAUCACUGAACAAUUGUAGCUCAGAUAAGACCUCAGAAUCUUUCCCAAAUCCAGGUAGCAAUUAGCAACUGAUUUGAAACUAGCACCCGAGACGGAACGUGUUUGUCAUGCUUACCCUUAAGACCAGCCCCUCCCCUCUGAUAGCUGGUAUUUCACACAUGUAUUAGUGCUAUGGCUCUAAGAAUUAUAAUUUAGCAAUGGUAACAAGCAAUAGCAGCAGAGACUAUGAGUUCUAGCUCUCCCUGAGUUGCUUCCUGUGCUAGUCCUUAAUGCUUUUGAACAAAUCCUUAUCAAUGUUUAGAACGUCAAUGACAAAAGAGGGGAAACAUAAGAAAUGUAAAUAUUUUCAUUUCUUUUGUUUCUCCUGAGGGAUAUCUCAAACAAACCUUAACAACAACACAUAUAAGAUGAUAGACAGACAGAUGAUAGAUAGUUUUUCCAAAUAAUUUCACCUCAUCGGCCUUGUGAGACAGAAGUAAAUAUCGUUAUCUCCAUAAUUAAGAACCUAGUUAAGCCUAGGAAGUGAUGCAUCAUGGCAAAUCAAGCUAGGGGUGGGAGUGGGCAGUGAAACAACUCUGGUUUCAGAAUCACUGCUUGCUGUACACUGUUUAAAUCUUUUGUUGCUUCGUCAGAGUUUUAACAAUGCUAACUUAAGACCAACUUCAGAAUUCUUUGAAGAGCUGCAGUAUAACAACAAAUAAAAAUAUGUAUAAAUUUAUA
Molecule: messenger RNA, 5104 nt
Organism: Callithrix jacchus (white-tufted-ear marmoset)
Lineage: Eukaryota; Metazoa; Chordata; Mammalia; Primates; Cebidae
Gene: F13A1
Product: coagulation factor XIII A chain
Biological process (GO): peptide cross-linking; blood coagulation, fibrin clot formation
Molecular function (GO): protein-glutamine gamma-glutamyltransferase activity
Source: RefSeq, a predicted model, not a curated record